This is a messenger RNA of Anneissia japonica, 4265 nucleotides long. RefSeq names its product solute carrier family 17 member 9-like. The record is from RefSeq and is a predicted model, not a curated record. Gene Ontology annotation, biological process: transmembrane transport. The transcript is spliced from 9 exons. NCBI's taxonomy places the organism in Eukaryota, Metazoa, Echinodermata, Crinoidea, Comatulida, Comatulidae. The coding region runs from base 143 to 1552 and encodes 469 amino acids. Gene Ontology annotation, molecular function: transmembrane transporter activity.
CGCCGCAACGUGGAUGAUUCGACAACAAGGUGGGCAAAGAAAAGACACCAAGGUGACGUGGAGAGGAUCGAGGAGGCGAAAGAAAUUCAGUAGGCAUCCCUAGGCUAGGUCUACUUGUAAAUAUGUAAAGAAGGAUCAGAAAAUGGAGGCAAAUCAAGUUCUUUUUUCUCCAGACGAUGGAAAAUUUAUUUCAGGUGAUGAGAAAGACACACUUUUAUUACCUAAACAUCAAAUCGGUGACACGACUUCGCUUCAAAUAUCACUUGAAAACGAUGAGCUGAAACAAAACGCUGAAGUUUGGAAUGACAAAGAACAGUGGCAGUGGACGAUUUCGCUCUUUAUUGGAACCAUGUUGUUGUAUGCUCAAAGGACUGCUUUGCCUUUAUGUGCUGUUAGUGUUGCCACCGAAUUUGGAUGGGACAAAGCCCAAACAGGACUUGUUCUAAGUUGUUUCUUCUGGGGAUACACAAUGACCCAAAUCAUUGGAGGCUACACGAGUGAUAAGGUCGGCGGUGAUCAGGUGAUCUCAAUGGCCAUGUUGGUUACAGGAGUGAUCACUCUGAUCACGCCAGAAGCAGCGUAUUAUUUUGAUGAUAAAUCCAGCACUCUGUCUCUUCUCAUACUGCUAAGAUUUUUCAUGGGAAUGUCUCAAGCAUUUCAUUAUCCUGGAAUGACAAGUCUGAUGUAUAAGAGAGCCCAGCCGGAAGACAGAUCAUGUGUCAUAGGAGUAGUAUAUGCCAGUGGGUAUGCCGGGUCUGUGAUGUCUGGAAGCUUAGGAUCCAUACUGCUUGAAGUAUUUGAUUGGCACGUAGUUUUCCACGUAUUUGGCCUCGCUGCACUUGCAUGGGCAUUGUACGUGCGUACUUACAUGUUAAAGAAACAGUCAGUUAUAGUAAUCAAUCAAAAUGGUGUUAAUAGAGAGAAGAAACGCUUGAAUAGAAACGCAGAACCAAUUCAGUGGAAGAAACUAUUAAAACACAAAGCAUUCUGGGCUCUGUUGACUGGUCAUUUUUGUGGUAACUAUGCAUUAGGUAUUCUUUUGUCCUGGCUUCCAACUUUCUUCACUGAAACUUUUCCAGGCAAGAAGGGCUGGGUGUUUAAUGUUCUUCCAUGGUUGGUAGCUAUCCCAUUUUCUGUUUGUUCUGGAGUGCUAGCUGAUAAACUCAUAUCUUCUGGACAUUCUGUAGGAAUUGCCCGCAAGUUAAUUCAUAGUAUAUCAAGCAUCUUAUUAAUAUUUCCGCUUUUUAUUGUUGGGUUUUCAAGUUCGUUUCAAGUUUGCAUCUUUUUAAUGAUGAUGGCAGUAUCUGGCCAGGCAUUUGCAAACGGCGGUAUAAUUAACAAUCCUAAUGAUAUAGCUCCUAAAAAUUCUGGUUCUGUUUUUGGCAUUAUGAAUACAUUUGGUGCAAUAAGUAGUUUUGUUGGUACGUAUGUUGCCGGCUACAUUCUCCACCAUACAAACAGCUGGGCUGCCGUCUUCAUGUCCGCAGCCGGUGCAAUCCUUAUAGGUUGGGUUUCGUUUGUAUUAUUUGGUACAGGGAAGAGAAUCAUUUGAAAUGCUCAGCCUUGCCAUUCAACAUAGAUACCUCAUUGGCAAAAUUGUCAAAAUUAUUUUAGCUCUCUUGAUGUGUGAAAAGGAUAUUGAAUUUAGGAAUUUUGGCCACGCUAGGCUACCUUUUAAAAUGUGACACCCUAAAGUCAUGUUCACAUGGCAUUAAUUCCGACAAAGGUUAACACUACCUUCAAAUUGAACCACCGUUUACACUUCUACAUAAAUAUGCAGUCCCCCCCCCCCCCUUGGAAGGACCUGGCUACGGGCCUGCCAAGGGGGUAUUCUAAUCAUGGAUACAUUCAGUUCAGAGAUUUAGCAGAGUUGCGCUAUUGGAUUUUCCUGCUCUAGAAAAACAGUUUGUUUUCUUGUAGGGAAAUAUUUACUCUUAAUGAAUGGCUUGGGUAAUUUCACUAUCAAAAAUGCAGUCUUUAUACACUAGGUUAUUUUUGGUCAAAUUGAUUUACCAAAAAAGAAUAAGGCUUACGACAUGCAGAAACGUGUAUUUCCAGGCUAGUUAGAGAUGUGUUAUUAAUGUUGUCUUUUAGUCUUAGUUUUUCAACCUGGCCUAAAGGCCUAUUUUAUACAUCAUUUGAGAGCCUAAAAAGACCAAUCAAAGAUAUCAUUCCAUUCAAACAUGCUAUACAGUUUAUAUGGGUCAUUACAAUGUAUUGAUUAUGAAAUGGAGGGGUUUUGAUCAUAAUUAGACCAAAUGUAUAAUAAUGGUGAAUAUUUAAAAAUUUAAAUUGUACAUUAUGUUUCAAUUCAUCCUUAUUAUCUUGUGGAAAUGUUGUGUAUAUGGAUCAUAAUUCAUUUAAAUGACGAAUAUACAUUUAUCAUAAUUUUUACAAGAAUGUAAUGGUAGAAUUUGCUGUACAGUUUUACAAAUUUUAAAGAAAAUAUUUGUUUACAUUUAAGUGAAAGUAUAGAAUAUGUGAAUUAUUUAUUCUUAUAUUUAAAAUAUUUAUGAAUUGAAAGUGUUGUGAAUAUCGGAAAUUGUUUCUCCUCAACAAGGCUGAAUUAUGACAUAUAAUAUUAGGUACAUUAAAUAUAAUAAUUAGUUUAAUAAGCUAUAAAUAAUAUUAAGUUAAUACAAGAUAAAUGUGGCGCUACUUAAGAUGCUAAUCCUACUUUAGAAACCAUUUCAUUAUACAGUACUUUAUAGAAACAAUUACAAUUAUUUAUUGAACUUUGUUAAUUGAAUGCAUAAUGAUUUCUGAAAAACAUUUGUAAAUCACAUAAUCUAAUCAUGUAGACCAUGAUUAGCUCAUGAACCAUAGGGACCUGUCCUGUCCCUUGGAUAUUGUUGGGUGAUUUAUUCUCUGUAAACAUCGAAGAUCACCCACAAGUCUGAAGAAGACUUGUUUCCAGUGGAGUCCUUCUGGUGGUGAUCGGCAGUAUACAGGGAGACAAUCCCCUACACUUUCCCAAAGAGUGUACUGCGUUCCCUACACUUUCCCAAAGAGUGUACUGCGUUCCCUACACUUUCCCAAAGAGUGUACUGCGUUCCCUACACUUUCCCAAAGAGUGUACUGCAUUCUUCAACAUGCUCAUGGGCCAUAAUGCACAUGGGACCAAGGGCUUAAACGUCACAUCCAAAAGACUGUGCGCUAUCGUAAAUUGCAUUCAGUUCAGCCCACCAACUGAAAUAAAAGCAGCGAUGAGAAUUGACCAGGGGACCAAGUGAACUCUGCGGUUCAGCGCACACGCAGUGGCUACCACCACUUUAGCCAACUGAGCUAAACCGCUCUUUGGUCCCACAAAAACAGUUGUGUAACUGUAGGUAAACAAAUGCCUGUCUGGGACAACACAAGUGUUUGUAGGACACGCAUGUACAGUAUUCCUUGCAUUGUUAUGAUUGGUCAGUUGCUAAGUUUGACGGACAUUCCGAAACGGUCCAUUAUAGACUUGUUUAUGUUCUUCAUUUCAAAUUAUGUUGUUGUGAUAAGCUAAUGUUAAUCACAUGACUAUUUCAUCAGCUCAGCUCUUCUAUCACAGUAUAAUAAAUCUAAAAUUGUAUUAUGAAAUGCAUGUAUAAAAUAAGUGUAAGUGAGGUUAAGAAAACAUCUUUGCCUUUACAGUAUUUCUAAUGUUCAACAAGACACAGGGUCGCAACAUCUUACUUUGUAGUACAGAUGUGUUUGCAAUCAUCGGAUCAAUCAAUUUGCCAUGUUUUAUUUUUUUAAGCGUAGUUGCAAAUAUAUGUUAGUGAUAGUUGACUCUAGUAUUAGCGUGGAUAGCACCUUUGGCUGAUUUUUUUUAGUGGAAAUGUUUAGUUUUACUACGAACAUGCCUUAAUGACUGGUUACAAUCUGUUAUUGGUGAUAGUAUUUUAGCAAUUAUAACAAAACAAGUUUUAUCGAAGUAGUUGCUUAUUUUGAUAGGUACACAUAUAUUUUGCAAGUCAAAUGUACAUAUCUGUAAUAAGAUAUUAUAGUCUCAAUUAAGGAACUGGUGCUACUGAAUUUAAGUUGUUUAUAAUUAAUAAAUGAAAACCACAUUAAAAUUAUGAAUAUGGAGUAAAUAUAUAUUGAUGGAACAAUAUUUGAAUCUUCUACUCCUGUUGUUAGGAACUUGUGCAACUGAAUUUAAACAAUAUAUUUGCAUGAGUUUACUAUUAAUUAAAGAUAACUACAUUUAAAUAUGGAUAUUGAACUAUAAAUAUUGGAAUAUAAAUAUUGAUGAAAGUACAUAUGGAACAAAUAAUUAAUUGAAUCUU